Messenger RNA from Symbiodinium necroappetens, 3324 nucleotides. The record is from the annotation of a GenBank genome assembly. NCBI's taxonomy places the organism in Eukaryota, Dinophyceae, Suessiales, Symbiodiniaceae.
AUGACGUCGACGACUCGUUUGCAAGCCGCCGAAGUUAAGGCGCUUUAUGCCCGCUUUCGGCGGCUGGCACCGUCAGGCUAUUUGCUUCAGCAGCAGUUUCAACAAACCAUGGGCGUCAUGGGACUCACAGACGACCAUUUUCUCGUCGAUCGGAUGUUCCAGGUGUUCGACACUGAUCACGACGGCAAGCUGAGUUUUAUAGAGUUUGCCUCUGCGCUUGCCAUUAUGAUCCGUGGCACCGAGGAUGAGAAGCUCGCGUUCAGCUUCAAGAUCGUGGGCGGCAAAGAGGCAUCCGGCGUGCGGCUGGAGGACUUCCAACAACUGGUGGCGUCCUACAACCGGAUGAUGUCAUCACUCGUGGCACCGACCGGGCGGCUGACGUCCGAUGAGGAUGUGAAGCGCUUGUUUCACGAGCUCGCAUCGACCCGAGAUGAAACCGAGGAGGAAGUCAUCAGCUUGGAUGCGUACAAGGCGGCUGCACAGGAGAAUGGCGACUUCCUGUCAUGCCUUGGGCUUGAGCCUAUGGGUGGCCGAGCUGUGGCCAAGAAGCCACAGAAGCCAGCUCCAGUUCCCGAGGCACAGGAUCUGGAUGCGCCAGCUUCGGCGGUCGAAAGCGCGUUUCGUCGCCGCAGCUUAGAUUGCCACCCGGACAAGCGGCCGGGCGACCCCACAGCCAAAGCAAAGUUCGAGGCAUUGGCCGCUGCGAAGGAGACACUCCUUGAUCCAGACAAGAGAGCUGCUGCAAUCUCGGAGGUGAAGCUCUCGCAGGGGCAGGCUUUCCUGCGACCGCGUCGUGCUGCAGGUCCUCCUCGAGCUGGAGCUGCAGCCAAGAAACCAGCGGCUCCGCCCGCAGCAGCGAAGCCAGAUCCUCCGGCAAAGUCCGGGUUCGUUCCGCCAUCUCAGCGUGAGGAGCCAACACCCAGAGCUUCGGUACCCGACCCAGAGAAGGCUGCUGCAGGGAUCUUUUUCAGACAUCUCGAGCGGCAGCGCGAGAAGAAGGAGCCACGACGAGAUUUUCUUCUCCCCCACGGGCCAUUCCUCAAAACAGUUGGGGAGGCCAGGGCGACAAAGAAGCGUCCUGUUCAGCGUGCCGCGAGGGAGUCGGCUCCAAAGGACCGGUCUGGGCUCCGUGACGGCGCGGGCAUCUCCGGCAAGGUUAAGCGACUUGCUGAAGCGGUGCACGUACAGCCCGCUCCGCCGUGGGUUGGCGGAGGUGAAGGAGCCCAAAGUCAUAGGGUGCCGGUCAUUGCACCUACACAGGAGGUGCCGGAACCUGCGCCUUCACCACCGGAGUGCAGAAAGGAUGAUGCAACAAGCACCCCGACCUGCCCUCGAGCCGCUCCAGCACCACAAGGCAAGAAGAAGAAGGACAUCCCUGCAGCACGCUGCCUUCCGUUGCCUCUGCUCCUGCCAGCAACGGCAGACAUUGGGGCACUGACCACAGCCGUCGGGCGGGCGACUGGCGCCAAAGCCUCCGAUGCCGGAGUGCUCGCACGGGUCGUGUCAGUCCUUCGCAGAUCUGGUGGCGAGGCAUCCCUCGCGUCGCUAACGCAAAAUCCGAAGCGACUGAAACGGAUCUUGUCUCGGUACCCUCGGCUCAUCGAUGUGUAUUUUCCCGGCAAGUUCAAUGCCACUCAGACUUUGGAGGUCCAUGCUCGGCUACGGGGAGCGGAGCUACAGAGGGCGAAAGAGGAAGAGCAAGAACGACUACGGAAGUCUGAGCGCUGGCAAACCAUGGAGGCCGAGCCCAUCAAUCCUUUCGCACCUUCGGCGGGUCGAUUCCAACCAGGAGCCCGUUUGGCUCUGAAGAUGCGCCUCGCCAGGACCAGGCCGCUGGGCCAGCCUGUGCGACGGACUGGCAAAAAACAGCCACGCGUCGUUGACGUGGAUUCCUCCGACGAGGGCUCGUGCCUGGUCAUGCCGCCACCACCUCCAAGUGCGCAACCGGGCUCGCGACCGGGCUCUGGCGGCGAGCAACAGGACACUGGUUUGACUUGUGCAGAGGCGAAUGCGAGUGACAAUGCGCUUCUGCAUGCGUACGCUCAUGCAGUGGGAAAAUGGAAGGCUUCGAUUGACUCGGUGGGGUCUGCUGUGCGACGCUACUUCCUGCUUCUUCCUGCCGGUGGUUUGGGGCUACUGCGGCCGGGACACCCUUCCUUGCUGUACUCCUUCGACGUUGCAUCGAAGGUGUUGUAUGAGUAUGUCCCGGCAGAAGAGCGAUGUGUGGUCAUGUGGUCUCCAUCUUGUCCUGAAGUGAACGCCGCUCUUUGGACUGUUUUGCCUCUGCCACCGGAAGCGCCCGCUCAAGAGGCGCCUUCGACACCCGAGGCGCCCCCGGAGGAGGAGGAGGACUCUGACAGCGACGAUGUGGACAUCGACCGCUUGAUAUGCGAUGCUGCUGCUGAAGCUGGGGUUCAACUGAAUGGAGAGCCUUGCAGUGAAAGCGCAUCGUUCGACGUGGAAAACGAUUCGCGCUGGCUACUGAGCAGAGGAGUCUUUGUUGUCACAGUUUUCACCCCCCCCUCUAAGAAGUGGCAAGUCUCUGCGGGCUUGGUGGCUUGUGGCAGGAAAAGUUUCCUGGGGAGGUUGCCAGCUGAUCCGCCGUCACCGGUGCCGGAAGAACCGGCACAGGAAGACAGCUACCCCUGGUGGAUGCCCACUUGUGGCUGCACGCCCAUGACAAGACUAACGCAGUUGCCUUGCGAGGCACGGGGUGAGAUCCUCGACUGUGAGCCCGCAGCACCAACGGCAGCCAUGGCAGCCACAAGCGAAGCUCACACUGGCCUGGCAGAUUUCUCCGAUGCGCAGGAGGAUCUCUAUCAUGAGGUCAAUGCCCUGAUGCGGCUGUGCGCCAAGUGGACAGACUCGGAUCGUGGACUCCAUGUGGAAUCCGUUGCGCCAGAUCCCUUCAUGCCUCAAGUGCUCCAAGAAGAGCUCAGGACCUACAGUCGACAAAGGCAUUUCUCAAGAGAUGUAUCUCGAGAGUCAGAGGACAGCAGGGCCUUUGCCAACCAGAUGCCGCAAUCGCCACAGAAGACCUCGAAGAAAUCUGCGGGAGUCCAUGUGGCUGUCACUGCUGCAUCUCGGGAGAGCGAUGGUCAGGGACCUGCCAUCCAGGGAGGACGACAUCGAGCGCUCAGUGUUUCUUCGAGCCGUCAGCGCAGGCAUCAUCGGCUAUUGGGGCCGAAGAAGGGCCUUGCUGUGCACUUCGGCCACGAAAACUGGAACAUGGUGCUCAGCAUGAUGAUUGGCAUCCGAAUGUCUGUGGGACGUUCCGGGCAAGAGCUGCACAGAGAGCUGCAGCCUGUGGACUUUAUCAUGAAG